GAUCAAUUGGUCGAGUUAUUUUGAGAGGGUCACGUUGAAAAUCGAAACAUUUGUUUUUCGUGGAAAAUUUUUGGGUUUAUUAAAACCUUUGGGAGUUGCGAUUUUUGAUUAAAGUGUAAUUAUUCAAUUAAUAAAUGAGAGUUUUAGUUGUAAAUUUGAGAAUUUCUUUGGGGGCAAUUGUCAGGGGGUGGUGAUCAGUUUUUGGGGUCGAUCGUAUGGAUUUUCCACGGGCCUGCGCCAAUGGUUCACCAGUUUCACUGAAUUUUCCAGAUGCACUUGCCAAAUUAUUCGUCCUCGUAUCAGUUAUCUAUCAGACUCUGUAAUCCUACGGUUUAUUUCCACUGAUUCAUUAUUUUCCUCGUAAACUCAGCUGACUCAACCGAUUUAACACAUAUCGUUGGCAAUUCCAGUUGAGUUUGCGCGUGUCGUUUCAGUAUCGUUCGUCAAACCGAGGGAUUCAGAUGCUCUGGAGCAGCUCGUCCAUUGAUUCUUCAUCUUCGAUUAUCGUUUUUCGUCGAGGCCUUCGGCUUUUGGGUGAAUUUUUCCACGGGUUUCAGACGACUCACGGGAGGAUUUCAGCACCAGGGGAACAUCUACGACGCAGUCAAACUUCCUUGACACGUACAAUUGUCCAGUGACUCUCAAGUGGAAUUAUCAGGGGCUCUCACACUCACCAGAAUCAGCUGAUAUCAGUGUUGAGAUAAUAUGGAGAGUCCAGUGGUGAAUGGAACUCCAAAACCUAAUGGAAAUCAAUUGUUUUACGAAUUGGAGCAUGAGAAUGACGGGGACAGCUCGAAUAAUCCUGGGCAAACAGAUCAACGUGAUCGAAGUGAGAGCCCAGUUUUUGAUGGAGCAAAUGGAGCUGCUGGGAAUUCAAUGCGAAUGGCACCAUCAGAAUUGCCGAAUGAGAUAUCAGCACCUUACGAGGUCCCCCAGUUUCCCAUAGAGCAAAUUGAGAAGAAACUACUGAUUCAGCGUCAACUCACCGUUAAAGCUGCAAAAGACCUCGAGGAACGCAGAAGUCAUUAUGAGCCAUCACUGGGUCCAGAUGAGAUCGAGCAUCCCUUCAAUCUCGAAGAGAGUGACUUUGUCCCACAUUUCCAGAGGGUCUCGAUAUCUGGAGAGGAUACAUCAGGGGUGCCCUUGGAGGAUCUCCAGAGAGCCUCGCAGAUGCUUGUCCAGGCUCUGGAUAUCCGAGAGAAAUACAUGAACAACUCGAGACAGACAUUUCCAUCAAUAGCUGCGAGAUUUCUCAGAAGUGUCGAUAAACGUCCCAUGAAUGUCGAGGACGAGGUACAGCACGACGAUCGAAUGGCGAUAGCAGAUCACCCGGUGCAUGCGCCAGCAUCGCGAGACCCUUGGGCCUCUGACAUACCCCCAGCGAAGAAUUACAAAAUAGCACCAGUGAAUGGAGUAUUCAACGUGUUUGCCUCUGAAGAGGAUCACCAGAAUGGCAAACCCAUUCCCUAUGCAUACCCUGACCUUGCGACCUUCGUCAGGGACAUGAAUCUCCUUUGUUCCAUGAUAGCUGACGGCCCCCUCAAGUCCUUCUGCUACCGUCGAUUGAGUUACCUGUCAUCCAAAUUUCAACUCCACGUGUUGCUGAAUGAAUUGAGAGAACUAGCCAGCCAGAAAGCUGUCCCUCACAGAGACUUCUACAAUAUCAGAAAGGUCGACACUCACAUCCACGCCGCCUCUUGCAUGAACCAGAAACACCUCUUGAGAUUCAUAAAGAAGACCCUGAAGAACCACGCAGACGAAGUGGUAACUUGCUCGAAGAGUGGAGAGAUGAUGACCCUCAGACAAGUGUUCCAGUCCAUGAAUCUGACAACUUACGAUCUCAGCGUUGACAUGCUCGACGUUCAUGCAGAUAGGAACACGUUCCACAGAUUCGACAAAUUCAACGCGAAAUACAAUCCAAUCGGUGAAUCACGACUGCGCGAGGUCUUCCUGAAGACAGAUAAUUACCUAGAAGGCAAGUACUUUGCUCGUAUAAUAAACGAGGUAUCGUCAGACCUUGAGGAGUCCAAAUACCAGAACGCAGAGUUGCGUCUGUCAAUCUACGGAAAAAGUGCAGACGAAUGGGACAAAUUGGCGCGUUGGGCGAUUAAUGGAAAUGUUUACUCCGACAACGUUCGCUGGUUGAUUCAGAUCCCCAGGCUCUACGACAUCUUCAAGCUAAACAAACUGAUGACAAAUUUCCAGGAGAUCCUCAACAAUAUUUUCCUUCCCCUCUUCGAAGUGACAAACGAUCCCAGCACCCACCCAGAGCUCCACAAGUUCCUGCCGUACCUCAUUGGUUUCGAUUCAGUGGAUGACGAGAGCAAACCAGAGAAUCCACUCUUCGAUAAAGAUGUGGCACCACCUGAGGCCUGGAAUGACGUGGAGAAUCCACCCUAUGGAUAUUACCAGUACUAUACGUACGCUAAUAUGACCGUUUUGAAUCACUUCAGAGCUGAGCAGGGGCUCAAUACUUUCGUCCUUCGUCCCCACUGUGGAGAAGCUGGACCAAUUCAGCAUCUUGUCUGUGGGUUUAUGAUGGCGGAGAAUAUUUCUCAUGGUCUUCUCCUCAGGAAGGUCCCUGUUCUCCAGUAUCUUUAUUACCUCGCCCAGAUUGGCAUCGCCAUGUCUCCACUCAGCAACAAUUCACUCUUCCUAAAUUACCACAGAAAUCCCCUGCCUGAGUACCUGGCCAGGGGACUCUGCAUCAGUCUCUCAACCGAUGAUCCUCUACAGUUUCAUUUCACCAAGGAACCUCUCAUGGAGGAGUACAGCAUUGCCGCACAAGUUUGGAAAUUGAGUUCCUGUGACAUGUGCGAACUAGCAAGAAAUUCAGUGCUGAUGAGUGGCUUUCCACACAAGAGCAAGCAGUACUGGCUGGGCCCUAAUUACACGAAAGAAGGAGUUGCAGGAAACGAUAUCACCCGGACUAAUGUCCCAGACAUCCGGGUAUCAUAUCGCUACGAGACUCUUCUAGAUGAGCUAUCCAACAUCUUCAAGGUUGUUGAAAAACCAGAUGUGUGUACAAACAGUGCAUAAAAUAUUUUUUACAUCUCCCCAAGUCCCUACGACUUUUCCCUUAUUUUCUAAUCCCUAUAAAAACAUCUUAUUAAACUUAUAGAACUUUAUACUCAAGAUCUCUGCAACAACGAAAGAAUACUCUUUAACAAGUUUGACACUUGUUCGUCUUACGAAUUACAAGGGCUUCUUAAACUCAAUUUUCCAUUCUCCAUUGAAGGAAGAGCUUUGUACUGAAUUUCUUGUGACUCCAAUUGAAUUACCGAGUCUUAAAUCGUGUCCUCUGUACCAUAAGAUAUAUUGUACAUAAGUUUCAGGCAGCUAUUCAUUAGUUUCGUUUGAAAUUCACUCGUAAUUAUUGUUUUUAUUAUAUUUUUGUAUGUUUAUACUGUCAAAUUGAGUUCCACUGAUUCAUUUUUAGAUGAUUGUUCCAGUUAAUUAGGAAAUUAUUUCUCAAUCUCUGUUGAGUCGUAGAUUCAAGAGUGAUUAAUAUAAUUGCAUCUGUCCCUGCUAUAAAAUGCAUG
This is a messenger RNA of Fopius arisanus, 3542 nucleotides long. RefSeq names its product AMP deaminase (gene AMPdeam). Bases 706 to 3039 code for a protein of 777 amino acids. Gene Ontology annotation, molecular function: AMP deaminase activity. Gene Ontology annotation, biological process: IMP salvage; AMP metabolic process. The transcript has 9 exons. The record is from RefSeq and is a predicted model, not a curated record. NCBI's taxonomy places the organism in Eukaryota, Metazoa, Arthropoda, Insecta, Hymenoptera, Braconidae. Gene Ontology annotation, cellular component: cytosol.